This is a messenger RNA of Dipodomys spectabilis (banner-tailed kangaroo rat), 3939 nucleotides long. RefSeq names its product vomeronasal type-2 receptor 116-like. The record is from RefSeq and is a predicted model, not a curated record. Gene Ontology annotation, biological process: G protein-coupled receptor signaling pathway. NCBI's taxonomy places the organism in Eukaryota, Metazoa, Chordata, Mammalia, Rodentia, Heteromyidae. Gene Ontology annotation, molecular function: G protein-coupled receptor activity. The transcript is spliced from 10 exons. Bases 1 to 3939 code for a protein of 1312 amino acids. Gene Ontology annotation, cellular component: membrane.
AUGGUGGCUAUGACUGCAGCCGCUGCCACCACAGCCACAGUAUCUGCAGCUACUGGCAAAUGCUUAGAUCAGUCUCCUUGCGUGAAUUUUCCGCUUAUCUUCAAGAACUAUCAGUUUGUUUUGACCUUGGCUUUUGCUGUUGAGGAGAUCAACAAAAACCCUGAUCUUUUACACAACUUCUCUCUGGGAUUUGAUAUGUAUAAUGUUCACUUCAGAGCUUGGACAAUGUUCAAGAAUCCCUUCACUUGGCUCUUUGGGAAGUACAGGAUUCCAAACUACUCCUGUAUGAGAGACAGAAGGUCUAUAGCAGUACUGACAGGACCAUUAGGAAUGACUUCUGACCAAAUUGGGACAUUGCUGGGACUCUACAGAUUUCCACAGCUUACCAUGGGGCCUUUUGAUCAUGCUCUGUGUGACCAUCACAAGUUUCCUGCUCUCUAUCAGAUAGCCCCGAAGGACACAUCAAUAGCCACUGCCAUGGUCUCCUUACUGCUUUAUUUCAGCUGGAGCUGGGUAGGACUGUUGACCUCACAGGAUGAGAAUGGUUCAUGGGUUCUUGCUGAAUUGAAAGAAGAGAUGACCAAGAACAGAGUUUGUGUGGCCUAUGAGCUACUGAUCUCAAGCAAAGACACAUCACGUAUAUUCAAAUUAAUGGAAGUUUAUAGCAAGAUAAAUAAAUCUUCAGCAAGUGUCCUCAUUAUAUAUGGUGAUAAUGAAUCACUACUAGAUUUCAUGGUGUAUAUUGAGCAACUUUUAAUCAAAGGCAAAGUUUGUAUCAUGAACUCACAGUGGGAUUUAACAAUGAGAAGGAAAUAUUUCAUUCUAGGCUCAUUGCAUGUUCCUCUUAUUUUUUCACAACAUCAUGUAGAUGUUUCUGGAGUCACAGAUUUUAUCAAAGCAGUAAACCCUUCCAAAUACCCAGAAGACAUUUUUCUUGCUAGAAUGUGGCUUCUGUCAUUUAAUUGCUCAUAUGCUGACUCUGACUGUGUAACAUGGGACAACUGUCCUCAAGACGCCUCUUUGGAUUGGUUGCCUAGGUGUAUUUUUGACAUGACUAUGUUUGGAGAAGGUUACAAUAUAUACAAUGCUGUGUAUGCUGUGGCCCAGGCUCUCCAUGAGAUGCUUCUUCAUCAAACAGAAGUUCACACAAUGGGAAAUAGAAAAGGAACAGUGCCUUCCCCUGCACAGCUGCACCCUUUUCUGAAAAACAUCCACUUUUACAAUCCUGCUGGAGAUAAAGUGAUUUUGGAUGAUGAAAGGAAAUUGGAUCCAGAGUAUGACAUUCUGAACAUUUGGAAUUUUCCAGAAGGUCUUCAAUUUACAGUGAAAAUAGGAAAGUUUUCUCCAUAUGUUCUCCAUGGUAAUCAACUGUCUUUAUAUGAAGAUAUGGUAGAGUGGCCCACAGGAACUGCAGAGUUUCCUCUCCUGGUCAGGUCCUUGGCUGGCACUAGCUGCUUCUCUACUAUGAAACACCAAGCACACAUGGAUGGAGAUGUGAUGAUUGCUGGUUUUUUCCCUCUGAACAGUUUGGGAAUAGAUCACAAUAAUAACUAUGCUUCCAGACCAGAAGAGAACACACGGUUUAUCUUCAAGAACUAUCAGUUUGUGUUGGCCUUGGCUUUUGCUAUUGAGGAGAUCAACAAAAACCCUCAUCUUUUAAUUAACUUGACUCUGGGAUUUGAAGUCUAUGAUGUUCAAAUUAGAGCUUGGACUAUGUUUAAGAAUCCCUUCAUUUGGCUCUUUGGGAAGUACAACAUUCCAAACUACUCCUGUAUGAGAGACAGCAGGUCUAUAGCAGUACUUACAGGACCAUUAGGAAUAACAUCUGACCAGAUUGGAACAUUGCUGGGACUCUACAGAUUUCCACAGCUUACCUUUGGGUCAUUUGUUCAUGUCCUGAGUGACCAUCACAAGUUUCCAGCUCUGUAUCAGAUGGCCCCAAAGGACACAUCAGUAGCCACAGCCAUCGUCUCCUUACUGCUUCACUUCGGCUGGAACUGGGUGGGACUGUUGAAUUUACAAAAUGAGAAUGAUUUGUGGGUUCUUGCUGAAUUGAAAGAAGAGAUGACCAAGAACAGAGUUUGUGUAGCCUAUGAGCUAGUGAUCUCUAGCCAAUUAAUAUCACAUAUAUUCAAAGCCAUGGCAGGUUAUAAUGAGAUAAAUAAAUCAGCAAAUGUCCUCAUCAUACUUGGUGAUAAUGAUUCACUAAUAAUUUUAAUAAUAGGUAUUGAGCAACUUUUAACAAAUGGCAAAGUUUGUAUCAUGAACUCACAGUGGGAAUUUGCCCUGAAAAGAAGAUAUUUCUUGUUAGGUUCACCGCAUGUUCCUCUUAUUUUUUCACACCAUCAUACAGAUGUUUCUGGAUUCACAGAUUUUGUCAAGGCAGUUAACCCUUUCAAAUACCCAGAAGAUAUUUUUCUUGCUAGGAUGUGGUUUCUCUCUUUUAAUUGCUCAGCUGCUGUGUCUGACUGUGUAGCCUGGGACAAUUGUCUUCAUAACGCCUCUUUGGAUUGGUUGCCUGGGCAUAUUUUUGACAUGACUAUGUCUGGACACAGUUACAAUAUAUACAACUCUGCAUAUGCUGUGGCCCAUGCUCUCCAUGAAAUGCUUCUUCAUCAUAUAGAAGUUCAAACAAUGGGAAUUAGAAAAGGGAUAGUACCUUUCCAUGCACAGCUACUCCGUGUUCUGAGGAACAUCCAGUUUUCCAAUCCUGUUGGAGAGCAAGUGAUUUUAGAUCAGAAAAGUAAAUUGGAGCCAGAGUAUGACAUUCUGAACAUUUGGAAUUUUCCAGAAGGUCUUCAACUGGAGGUGAAAAUAGGAAAGUUUUCUCCAUAUGCUCUCCAUGGUAAACAACUGUCUUUAUCUGAAGAUAUGUUAGAGUGGGCCAUAGGAACUACAGAGACUCCUCGCUCUGUCUGCAGUGAGAGUUGUGGGCCUGGAUUCAGGAAGUCUCCUCAGGAUGGACAGGCUGCCUGUUGCUUUGAUUGUACCCCUUGCCCAAAGAAUGAGAUCGCUAAUGACACCGAUAUGAGCCAGUGUGUGAAAUGUGCAGAUCAUCAGUAUGCCAACGCACAGAGAAGUCAGUGCCUCCUGAGAGAGGCAAGUUUCCUGGGUUUUGGAGAUCCUUUGGGUAUGGCUCUGGCCUGCAUGGCUCUCUGCUUCUCUAUGCAAACUGCUGCUGUUCUUGGCAUGUUUGUCAAACACCAAGACACUGCCAUUGUUAAAGCCAAUAACCGGACACUCAGCUACAUCUUGCUCAUCAACCUCAUCUUCUGUUUCCUCUGUUCCUUGCUCUUUCUUGGUCGUCCCAACACCGUCACUUGCAUCCUGCAGCAGAUCACAUUUGGGGUUGUCUUCACUGUGGCUGUUUCCACAGUGCUGGCCAAAACGGUGAUUGUGGUCCUGGCCUUCAAGGCCACUUCCCCAGGGAGAAGGAUGAGGUUGUUGCUGGUUUCAGGGGCUCCUAACUUCAUCAUCCCCAUCUGCACCCUCAUCCAGGUGACCCUCUGUGGACUCUGGCUGGGAACCUCUCCUCCCUUUGUGGACACAGAUGCACACUCUGAACAUGGUCACAUCAUCAUCCUGUGCAACAAGGGCUCCCUCACUGCCUUCUACUGUGUCCUGGGAUACCUGGGCACACUGGCCCUGGCCAGCUUCACCCUGGCUUUUCUGGCCAGGAACCUGCCUGACACCUUCAAUGAAGCCAAGUUCCUGACCUUCAGCAUGCUGGUGUUCUGCAGUGUGUGGCUCACCUUCCUGCCUGUUUACCACAGUGCCAAGGGGAAGGUCAUGGUGGCUGUGGAGGUAUUCUCGAUCUUGGCCUCUGGGGCAGGGCUCCUAGGCUGCAUUUUUGCCCCAAAGUGUUACAACAUCAUGUUAAUGUCAAAUAGAAAUACUCUGCAUGGUUUCAGGGAUAAAAGUCAUAGUAGGAGAAAAUAA